Ordospora colligata OC4 is the source of this 873-nucleotide messenger RNA. RefSeq lists its product as uncharacterized. Lineage: Eukaryota; Fungi; Microsporidia; Ordosporidae. Bases 1 to 873 code for a protein of 290 amino acids. The record is from RefSeq and is a predicted model, not a curated record. The transcript has a single exon.
AUGAAGAUAAAGCGGAUAAUUGAGCUGAUCAAGCGAUGCAAUGACCAACCGAUUAUAUUUCACAGACUAUAUGGGCACUUAGCGCAUGCUCUGAAGAGUGUGGACUACUUGCAUGAGCUGAAUGACGAUUGGUCUCGGAUGGUGAUAUAUGGUGUGGUUCGGAGCAAGUAUGCUAACCAAGGGCUUGAAGGAAAGGUGAUGGUAUUUCUGAAGGGACACCGCCCGCCUGUGGAGAGUAGUGAGGUGAGAUUGAGGAUAUGGAUUGUUCUGUAUUACAUGAAGAAUAGAACGGUGAGUCAAUUGAAUCACAUGAUAGUAUUUGAGCUUGUGAGUAAUUUUAUGGGGAUGACGAGCUUUAUUGAUGGACUUAUUAUAUCUGUGCUUGCGAUAGCAACAACAGGACCGAGUUUUGGAGCGGUAGGAAACAAGAAACUAAGAGAGGAGUGUAUUGAGCAUCUUCUUGAGCAAGUGAAGAAGAAGAACUUGUCUCUUAUGAACAGAGCAAUGGCAAUUCCAUGCUACUUUGGACAUGAGAAGGAACCGCCUCUGGUAGUAGAUGCAGUGAUGGAAGAGAAUCUAAUGAGUGUGGUGAUUCUUGAACGUGUGUGUUUUUAUGCAAAAUUUGCUAAGGACUCAAGAUUUGUUAAACAGAUUGUGCCUGAUGAUCAUAUGUUUAUUGAAUCGCUCAGGAAGUAUAUCAACAGGCAGUUUAUGAGAGAUAAUGUGAAAAGAGGAUGUGCAGUAUCAGAGUGUGUUGUUGAGGACACAGGUGUUUUUGAUGCAAUUCGAAGGGCGUAUGGAAAGGCUGGAAACAAGCAGAGGUUUUUAAGCAAGGUUGUUGAGUUUGUGACAGGAUUGGAUAAUGAGCAGUGA